CUAGGCAACGCAUCUUUAUUCACUGGGAAUGCAUUCGGUUCACAACGUCGGCGCAGCCAUCUCCAAACAUAAAGAAACAAAAAACAAAUGGAUGAGUUGUUUCAAUCCUAACCAAGCGUAUAUUCAGCGCGACACUAUACAUUGGAUGCAUUUUAAUAUAAAGCAGGUCUGACCCUACAGUUGCAGUUAUGGGAGUGAAGGUUUUACAGUGCUUUCCCUUCUACCGCCACGGUAAAGGCCGUGGCAAAGGAAGACUUUGUCCACCCUCAGCAGUACCCUCUGGGGAGGUGAAGCCGGAGUUCUCCUCCUCCUCCUGGGCGUGUGACAGUGAGGGAGGUGGCAGCGGUAGCGUGCGCCGGGUCUACCUCUCCCAGAAGGCCCGGAUCAGCUACCGGCACCAGAUGGACAACGUGAUAGACGCCACCUACUAGCCCGACUCCCGCCCACCCAGCAGCCUUCAGCACAGCCGUGCCCAGCGAGUCGUCCGUGCCCUGACCUUCCCAGUGGCCCCUCGGUGACAUGGCCCCACUCUUUUUUCCGUGACGGCGGUUCAUCUGAUGGGGCUUGCUUUUUUGUACUCCUUAUGAUCGGAACUGUCCAGAGGAUCAGGAAUAGUGUAAUUGUGUUCUAGCUGUGAUUUGGGGCAGAAAAAACUCCAGUGUUUCUUGCUCCCCUAGAGAUAAAUAGAGAUAAAAGUAUGUUAGGACUGUAGAGAGCUUCAAAAUGUGAAGGUGACGUUGUUGAUGGUGCUUUGGGUAUGUCAUGUGGAUAUGGAGAUUUCAAGUAAAAAGAAAUGACGUAAAUGCAAAAUAAGCAGGAAGUGUGUUUACAAAAAUUAGCCUGAAGUGCAUUUUAGUGUCUCUUUAGUGCAUUUUGUCCAUUGUCUCCUGUCUUUCUUGUCCUGUGUCUCUGUGAAGGUAUCUAGUGGAGUUAUAUGUAUUUAUUCAUGUGUGCUUGUGAGUGUGUGUGUGUGUGUGUGUGUGUGUGUGUGUGUGUGUGUGUGUGUGUGUGCGCGCGCGCGCGCGUGUGUGAAUGUGUGUGUGUGUGUGAGUGCAUACGUGCGCAAAUGCUUGUUUAUGUAACUUACUUACUAUGUGUGAGUUAAGUUUCAUUGUAAGCUAAUCAGUCCCAAUAAUUGUGUCUACUGUGUUCUAGAAUGGCUAUUUGUUUGCUGGAUGUUCUUUUUUUAUAAAUAAAAUUGUGACUAAAACAUUGA
Molecule: messenger RNA, 1216 nt
Organism: Alosa sapidissima (American shad)
Lineage: Eukaryota; Metazoa; Chordata; Actinopteri; Clupeiformes; Clupeidae
Exons: 3
Coding region: 189-431 (80 amino acids)
Source: RefSeq, a predicted model, not a curated record